Cinara cedri is the source of this 2858-nucleotide messenger RNA. NCBI's taxonomy places the organism in Eukaryota, Metazoa, Arthropoda, Insecta, Hemiptera, Aphididae. The record is from the annotation of a GenBank genome assembly.
AUGACUAACCCGGACUCAAAGGCGAUCUCCAAAUUCGCAGCUCACAUCGGGGUCUGUUUCGCAGAGCAUUAUUAUGCCGUUCUGCGCACGACACCAGAGUUCGCAAGUGAUUUUUACCAUGAAACAGGCGUGUACCAGACGGUAUACGAGGACGGGACGUCUGUCAUCGCCAGGACGCGGCCGGAGGUGAAAUCGAUUUUGUUUCGGCGAAUUUCUGCGUCCGAUUUAACCGUGAAAUCGAUUUUUUCGAUACCCUGCCAUGGAUCGCUGGACCAUCUGCUGAUCACGGUGAUCGGAAAUUCGUUUAUGCACGUUUUUAACGCGGAGUACCAUUCGAAACGGACGAUCGCUUACACCAUUGUGGCGUCUUUCACUCAUUAUACUUCUGCCGCACCAGCAACCAACCGGCCGCCGGCUCCGGUAACGGCUUUCACCACAGGCAACUGUUAUGCUGACGCCAGUGACAAACUCGAAUCAUCGACCGCGAGUUUCACAUCGAGGAAAGGCGUAUGUUAUUCACCUAUUAUGACCACCUACCAGAAACCCCUUCCCUAUCCCGUUACCAUUAACACGCAACUCCAUAUCGCCGCCGCGAACCCGCCAAACAAAAUCUUAAAACGCAAACUCAAUGUCAUCGAAAUAGGAACCUCCCGUGAACCCCUUCCAGAUACCGUUACCGAUAAAAGGCCGUCUGUAGGUUUAAAACCAAAGAAACGAGUAGACGUUUCGUCUAAUAAUCCCACCCUCCCUGAACCCCUUCACGGUAUCAUUACCGAUAACAUGUUGACCACAGGUUUAAAAGCAGGAACACACGUGAGUUUUUCGCCUAAUAUAUUCACCACACGCGAAUACCUUUCCGAUUUCAUUACCGAUAACGUGCCGACCGCAGGUUCAAAAUCAAAGAAACGUGUAACCUUUUUGAAUAGCAUAGGUUGAGUUUCGGAGUGAAAUUUAUGUUAUCAUAUAACUCUAUAUUAUACGACAAAACGGCCUGCUGCCAGUGGUAUUUUUUUAAAGCUGUAGUUUGUUCCUUUUCUGAUUUCGGCAAUUCUAAUUGUCCAUUUAUAAAACUAUUAUGCGAUAAUAAUGUUUCAUUUACAUGCCUUUAAAACUAAAUUGAAUAUUUGCAAUUUUAAAUUUUUAAAAUAUAAAUUAACUUUUUAUUGGUUUAUAAUAAAUCUAAACCCACUUCAACUUUGUCCCAAAAUGGUAGGUAUUUUCUAAAAUCGGUUUUGCUUAAUAAAGUUUUCACUGAUGCUCUAUCUAUUAAUUGUUUCUAGAAAAUUCAACACAGUAGUGAAAGUUCCGAUACAAUGACUUACCUGGACCCAAAGACGAUCUCCGAAAACGUAGCUCACAUCGGGGCCUGUUUCGCGGAGAAUUAUUAUGCCGAACUGUGCACGACACCAGAGUUCGCAAGCGAUUUUUACCACGAAACCGGCGUGUACCAGACGGUAUACGAGGACGGGACGUCUGUCAUCGCCAGAACGCGGCCGGAGGUGAAAUCGAUUUUGUUGCGGCGCAUUUCUGCGUCCGAUUUAACCGUUAAAUCGACUUUUUCGAUACCUUACCGUGGAUCGCUGGACCAAAUGCUGAUCGUGGUGAUCGGAAAUUCGUUCACGCACGUUUUUAACGUGGAGUACUAUUCGAAACGGACGAUCGCUUACAACAUUGUGGCGUCUUUCACUUAUUAUACUUCUGCCGCACCAGCCACCAACCUGCCGCCGACUCCGGUAACGGCUUUCACCACAGGCGACUGUUAUGCUGACGCCAGUGACAAAGUCGAAUCACCGACUGCGAGUUUCACAUCGAAGAAAGGCGUAUGUUAUUCACCUAUUAUGAACACCUAUCAGAAACUCCUUCCCGAUCCCGUUAACAUUAACACGCAACUCUAUAUCGCCACCGUGAACCCGCCAAACAAAUUCUUAAAACGCGGACUCAAUCCCAUCGAAAACGGAACUCUCCGUGAACCCUUUUCCGAUCCCGUUACCAUUAACACAAAACCCCAUAUCGCCGCCGCGAUCCCGCCAAACAAAAUCUUAAAACGCGGACUCAAUCCCAUCGAAAAAGGAACUCUCCGUGAACCCUUUUCCGAUCCUGUUACCAUUAACACAAAACCCCAUAUCGCCGCCGCGAUCCCGCCAAACAAAUUCUUAAAACGCGGACUCAAUCCCAUCGAAAAAGGAACUCUCCGUGAACCCUUUUCCGAUCCUGUUACCAUUAACACAAAACCCCAUAUCGCCGCCGCGAUCCCGCCAAACAAAAUCUUAAAACGCAAACUCAAUGCCAUCGAAAUAGGAACCUCCCGUGAACCCGUUCCCGAUAUCGUUACCGAUAAAAGGCCGACCGCAGGUUUAAUACCAAAGAAACGCUUACGCGUUACGCCUAAUAAACCCACCCCCCGCGAACCCCUUCCCGGUAACAUUGCAUAUAACAAACCAACCGCAGGUUUAAAACCAAAGAAACUCUUACCCGUUUCGUCUAAUAAACCCAUCCCCCGCGAACCCCUUCACGGUACCGUCACCAAUAACAGACCGUCCGCAGUUUUAAAACCAAAGAAACGAGUAGACGUUUCGUCUAAUAAACUGACCCCCCGCGAACCCCUUCACGGUACCGUCAUCAAUAACACGCCGUCCGUAGGUUUAAAACCAAAGAAACGAGUAGACGUUUCGUCUAAUAAUCCCACCCCCCUUAAACCCCUUCACGGUAUCAUUGUCGAUAACAGGUCGACCGCAGGUUUAAGACCAAAGAAACACGUGAGAUUUUUGCCUAAUAUAUCCACCACACGCGAAUUCAUUUCCGAUUUCAUUAUCGAUAACGCGCCGACCGCAGUUUCAAAAUCAAAGAAACGUUUUUGA